Molecule: messenger RNA, 1005 nt
Organism: Neurospora hispaniola
Lineage: Eukaryota; Fungi; Ascomycota; Sordariomycetes; Sordariales; Sordariaceae
Exons: 2
Coding region: 1-1005 (334 amino acids)
Source: RefSeq, a predicted model, not a curated record
AUGACUCGAAAACUAGUUCUCGAGCACCGAGCAUCGAUUAUCGAGCGCAACACCGUCGACAUGUCUAAUUCCACAAUCCCCAAUCAACUCAAAAAGCCCAUCUCUAUCUCGCUGAGCCUAAAAAUCAGCGAGGAAGACCGCAACUACCUCCUUGAAGACGGCGCAGAACCACUUCUUCCAUUGUUCCGCAAACUUUUCGAGAAACAGGAAGGUGAAAACACCAAAGCCAACCCAGAAGAGGCCGCAAUCCCCCCAUCACUCGAUAUUUCCAGCCGCAUCCGUCUAUUAGACAUCACCAGACACGAUUGGGAUCCCCAGCAAGAAGAUCUCACCUCGGAAGAAGAAUCAGAAUGGGACUACCGCCACAAGCAAUGGCUAGGGCACCUCGCCAAUGCGGUUACCAUGAUAAUGAUCUCCCACUGGACCUCCCUACAAGACUCGGACUCCAGUGAUAGCGACGACAACAGCGCCGCGCUAGGUACCUCUACAGAUGAUGCCGAGAACGAGGACGAGGCAGAUAAACAAUGGGAAAUGGAUGCGCUACAAGAUGCGCACGAACUAAGCGACCGCCUGAUGAAAGAACCCAAGCGGUCCCGUUCGUGGAUCAAGUACCUGGGUCUCGGCGCGGAGGAGCGGACUUUUACAGGGUCUGAUUUCCAGGAGCCUUGUGCUCUCGCUGGAAUGGCGGAAGGGUUUGUGAGUUAUCUGCGGAGAGACAAGGUGGGGAGUAAGCAACAACGCCAAGGUCUGAAGAUCCUGAUGAAAGCUUUGGGGGAGGAUAUAGAAGAGUGUGAAUCGCUUGAGGACUGGUUGGUGACUAGUCUCAUGCUGUUCUUGGGGGCGGCGGAAGUUCUUCGGCUGCAAGAGAACCCGACGAGACAAGCGGCUAAGCCUGUGGUUCUAUUUUUGAGGAACUAUGUAGCGUCGGUGUUACUGGUGGAGUCUGUGUUUGGGGGAGAUGGAAAGGCGAAGACGGAAGAUGAGGGUGAGUAUGUUGUUGUCUGA